Molecule: messenger RNA, 564 nt
Organism: Ostreobium quekettii
Lineage: Eukaryota; Viridiplantae; Chlorophyta; Ulvophyceae; Bryopsidales; Ostreobiaceae
Source: the annotation of a GenBank genome assembly
AUGCGGUGGGCAACAGUGAAGACUGUGUCUGGAAUAUUUUUACUGAUAGAAUUGAAUGACACGAAGGCCCCCAAAUUGGCUGCUGCUCUGCUUGCACAGAUUUGCCGGUCUGUGUUGUUUGGGGCACUGCACUCCCGUGUCUAUCAGAGUGGCAAAAACUUUGGGUGCUUUGCGUUGGGGGCUGUCCACUGGUGUUGCAGACAAAUGGUGUGCGAUCUGGUAGUCCAUGGUGGCAAUGGAUGCCUUGCAGCUUUGGUGGUGGGGAGACUGGGGCGCAGGCUGGUGUUUGACGCCACCACAUUGUUCACGGUGCUGAACCUGCGCGUUUUGUGUUCCGAGUGGGAUGGGCAGAGAGGAUGUGGAUUGACUGGGGGCACAUAUUUUAGGGAAAUGGCAUUGACAGGGCAGAGAACUCACAGACAAUGCCUUUUCGAAACAUAUAGAGACAACAAAGCUAGGCUGUGGAGCCAUAUUGUGCCACAGUGCUGUCGCAAUAAUUGGUUGGACUGGCAGGUUGCAAAUGCACUGGGUUCAUUCACCCCAAGCGAGGUUUGCAUGGUGUGA